Mycena citricolor is the source of this 386-nucleotide messenger RNA. NCBI's taxonomy places the organism in Eukaryota, Fungi, Basidiomycota, Agaricomycetes, Agaricales, Mycenaceae. The record is from the annotation of a GenBank genome assembly.
CAUCACUCGACCGUGAUGGCAACUGCCAGACCUGGCGCGUUUAUCAAAACCGUGUGAACCCCAUUCAUGAGCCAAGAAUUGGGUUGCACGUACUCCAAGUUUUGGAUCCUCGACACAGAUCAAGGGACAGGAGCGGUGAUGUGGACAAGGUACAGUCUUUUUGGCCGUUUCUAAAUCCUCCGUUUCUUUUCCUGUGUAUGGGUUGGUUCUGCCGUGACAAAGAGUCUUUUUGCGAGAAAGACCUUCAGUCUUGACUUUCAGAUUCUUUGAACUCACCGAGUGUAUACAUCUCAGCCUAGCUAUUUACCUUUUCAAAAACAGCAUGUGAAAAGCCUGCGCUACUCAAGCCAAACAAAAUAACCCAAGAAAAGGGAUGUCAAUCGGGG